Molecule: messenger RNA, 1734 nt
Organism: Sardina pilchardus (European sardine)
Lineage: Eukaryota; Metazoa; Chordata; Actinopteri; Clupeiformes; Clupeidae
Product: transmembrane protein 151B
Exons: 2
Coding region: 1-1734 (577 amino acids)
Source: RefSeq, a predicted model, not a curated record
AUGUUGUCUCCAGAUUUGGAAACUGAUACGACUGCGGAAGACACAUUGGCCAGCUCCCCGAACGCAGAGACGGACACGCCGGCAAGUCUGGAUGUUCGGGAGGAGCAGCGGCCAGUGAAGCAGUCUCUCAGUGCGUCCAUGUGUCGGGAUUCCCAUUGGCGCUGCCUGCUGCUCUCGCUCCUCAUGUACAGCUGCCUGGGCGCCGUGGCCUGGUGUCAACUCACCAGCGUGACCAAGCUGAGCUUUGACUCGUCCGCCACCUCCUCCCUGACCGCCUCCAUCAACUCCAUGCGCGGCGGCGGCGGACCGGGCCGCUCCAUGAUCUACCACGACAGCCCGUGCGCCGACGGCUACGUCUACAUCCCGCUGGCGUUCCUGCUCAUGCUGUACGCGGUGUACCUGGUGGAGUGCUGGCACUGCCAGGUGCGCAGCGAGCUCCAGACGCGCGCCGACGUGGAGAGCGUGUACGAGCGCGUGCUGCGCAUGCGCCAGGCGCGGCCCUGCAUCUGGUGGAAGGCCAUCAGCUACCACUUCGUGCGCCGCACCCGGCAGGUGACGCGCUACCGCAACGGCGACGCCUACACCACCACGCAGGUGUACCACGAGCGCGUCAACACGCACGUGGCCGAGGGCGAGUUCGACUACAACCUCUGCGGCAUGCGGGACGUCUCGCGGGACCUGCAGGGCCUGGAGGGCCACUCGGCCACGCGCCUCCGCUUCACCAAGUGCUUCAGCUUCGCCGGCGCCGGGCCCGAAAACGCCUACCUCAACCAGCGCGCGCGCUUCUUCUCCGAGAUCGAGGGCCUGGACGACUACAUGGAGGCGCGCGAGGGGAUGCAGCUGAAGAACGUGGAUUUUAAAGAGCACCUCUUGGCCUACGUGGACCUGGACCGGCUGCCGUGGUACGCCUCCCACGUGGCCUUCUGGCUGGCCGCCAUGCUGAUGCUCUCGUGGCCGCUGAGGGUGCUGAUCGAGUACCGCACCGCCUACGUGCACUACCGCGUGGAGAAGCUGUUCGGGCUGGAGUACAGCAGCCCCUCGCCGGAAGAGGAGGAGGAGGAGGUUCCGAUGCGGAACGGCCUGCCGGCCUGCAGCCUGCCCCGGGCGGAGACGCUGGACAGCACGGAGCUGGAGUGGCACAUCCGCUCCAACCGCCAGCUCAUCCCGAGCUACUCGGAGGCCAUGCUGAUGACCGUGGGGGCCUCGGGCCAGACCGAGUGCCGCUCCUCUGCCAACUGCCUCCUGCUGGACAACCGGCCGGCUCGGAGCUACGGGACGCUGGUGCAGGACUGCGAGCAUUGCCGGCGCCUCCAGGGCGGCGCCAGAGCUGCCGGCGGUGGCGGUGGGACAGAGGGUGGCCCCACAAGGCGGAUGGCACUGCUGAGCUCCAGCUGCUCGUCCAUCUUCUCGCGGCACGCCUUCCACUCGCGGCUGUCGCUGGACACGUCGCGCUUCUCGCUGUGCCGCAUGUACGGCUCGCAGCACACGGUGGGCCUCUGGCGAAGCCGCAGCAGCACGCUGACCGGCGGCGGCGGCGAGCACUGCUGCCCGGACGAACAGUGUUGCCGCUCCUACUCCAGUCAGAUGGCGCUCAAUGACAGCCCGCCCACGUACCGCGACGCGCGCUUCUUCCCCGUGCUUAUCGUGCACCGGCCCGAGGGCUGCGGGGACGCCAGCGAGGUGCGGCGGUACUACGUGCGCCGAGGGUCUUGUUGCCUCGAGACCUCGCUGUGA